UCAUGCUGCUGCCAGGUCCAGAGUGUGUCAUGGGUCCCUGUACGGCCUCCCAUUGCUGCUGUCUCCAUCGCCACACUCUGCCAUGUGCCACUUUCAGGUCUCCUCACACUGCUGGUGGGUUCCAUUUUGUCAUAGGGUGCUUGGUGCUUAUGGCCUUCCAUUGCUGCUGCCUCCACCACCACCCUGCGCCAUGUGCCUCUGUCGUCUGCUCACGCUGCUGACGGCCGCUUUUUAACCGAGGCCUGUGUUUGGCUUCCGAAUACUGCUGCCUCCACCGCCACCCUGCGCCAUGUGCCUCUGUCGUCUGCUCACGCCGCUGCUGACGGCUUCCGAUUUUUAAACUAGUCCUGUGUAUGUCUUCCGAAUACUGAACACUGCCGCAACCACUGCACCCUGCGCCAUGUGCCACUUUCAGGUCUCCUUACACUGUUGGUGGGUUCCAUUUUGUGAUAGGGUGCUGU
Messenger RNA from Staurois parvus, 461 nucleotides. NCBI's taxonomy places the organism in Eukaryota, Metazoa, Chordata, Amphibia, Anura, Ranidae. The record is from the annotation of a GenBank genome assembly.